Molecule: messenger RNA, 3005 nt
Organism: Pomacea canaliculata
Lineage: Eukaryota; Metazoa; Mollusca; Gastropoda; Architaenioglossa; Ampullariidae
Exons: 11
Coding region: 232-1488 (418 amino acids)
Molecular function (GO): catalytic activity
Source: RefSeq, a predicted model, not a curated record
UCAGGUGGCAAUCGACACAUGUGAGAGAUCCUUGACACGGGCUGGUGACGACGAUGGCUGCAUGACGUUUGAUGAACUAACGAGGGUGUGGGGCCCGCAUGGCAGCGCGCGCAGUUCUGGGAGGGAAAAAUUCUUGGCAUUGAUUUUCUUCGUUUUACCUGGCGCUACGUUGUCGCAGACACGGUGUAGGUGCAGGUGACAACAACGGAGACAUCAGACCGUCACAUCGCCAUGACACCGUCAUGCGCCCUGCCAGUGCUUCUUGUCAUCAUCUCACGCGCUCUUGAACAGGGCGUGACCGCGUGCUCCGGCGGCACCAGAUCCAUCUUGACCUUCAACUCUGACCUGAGUCCUUCGUCACGCGGCUACGAUCAAAGGAAGUCUGUGGUGCCGCGCGCCCUCGCUGAGCAUGCGCAUGCGGGCGAUUUCAUGUGUCUGCAGGAAGUCUGGCUGGAAUCGGAUUUAAGGGAGAUAAUCAAGUACGUGGAGAGUAACUUCCCCUAUCAUUAUUCCGCACUGCACUCUGCUGUCAGUGUUCUGUCCAAAGCUCCUGGACAGCAGCGACGCCGACUGUUUCCAGGCGUGGCUUCUACUCCAUGUAACUGGAAGCUGAUUCCCUUCUUCAUCUGCUACAUGGUGAAGGGAUGCUCUAAGGUUGCUGACACAAAAUCAUGCAUGGUGUCUGAGUGCAAAGAGUUCCUCUUUAACAUGUCCCGGGAGUGCCGCAGCUGUGUAGCACUCACCUCCUGGAGCUUCCACGACAUCCUCACAAUCUGCGUGAAUAUUGUCAGAGAAGACAACCGCAUCAACAAACCGGGUCUCUUCAUAGCCAGUCGAGUACCCCUGAAGUCGGUGGAGUACGUGGAAUUUAAUCCCGACAGAAGAGUAUUGACUGAAAGAGGGUACAUCAAAGCCCGGACACAAGACGAACAACUGUUCAUCUGCACACAUCUGAGUGGUCAAGUAGAUUCUACCUACGGCGAGGUGGAACUUCCGUACAGAAACUACGAAGAACAGCAGAAGAACGAAAUUCUGAAUCUGAAAUCAGCAUUUUCUAAAACCCCGCACAUUCUCCUCGGAGAUUUCAACACAGGGCCUGAACGGACUGGACAGAACGCCUUACAGGGAGAGAUGUCUGCAAAUUAUGCUUUGCUGCAAACGAUGGGCCAUCAGAACCCUUAUCUGCGUAAUAAGGGUUCCUGCACUUACUGCUCAGAUAAUCCACUGGUUGCUAUGACCAACAGUAGCCGUUCUGGAAGCAAACUCAUCGACCACAUACUGACACGAGAUGUCAGCUUUGACCUCAUCAGCGUUCAGCGGGUACUAGACUCGGGGGUUCCACUAUCCGCCAUUACGGCGUCCAGCUGGAUGUUUGCCUCAACUAACGAAGGGGGCUGCAGGCACCGACUGGGCUGCAUACCUUGUUUCCCCGGGACCCACAUGACCACAGGUGCUCGACGACUGGACCGGACCUUUCAUUCAACAUGAUUUCGCUUCUCUCCGUGACCUUCACCCUGCCCUCACCGUUCUGAACGACCUUCACCUUGUUCUGUGCCUUCACCUUUCUCCACGAUCUCAUCUGAGUUAUGGACUAUUUCGUGAAUUAUGCAUGCAUGUGACCUUCACUCCAAAUUAUGGGUUUGACCGGUACCAGGUUUUGAUAUCAGCUUAUCAUUACUUGUGCAUAAUGUGAAAUUAUUGUCGUCAAAACAUUAUUAGCAAACUGCAUUCAAGCUCAGUUUCAAAUGUCCAACAUUGCAUCUUGUGAAUAUUCUAAAUUUUGUGACAAAUGUUGAGAGAUAUUUUGUCAUGUGAAGAAGAAAUACGUGCUUUCCUGCCUCUUGGCCAACUUUAAAGCAAAUAGGCAUAAAUGUUAAUCAUUAUGAUCCAAUAUUAUAAUACUAUUCCCUCUGGCAAAUUACUCAAAAACAACUAAACAACAUGAAAGAAAAAAGUAUCAUGCCAGUAAAUGAAUGCAAUAUGAACAACAAUGUCAGACAACCCAUAUUUUUGCAUACCUCUUUGGUGCCUGUCUUAAUUGCUUUAUGUUUAUAUGCAAGAUGUUUUAUUGCACUCUUGAGAUCUGUUUAAUUCUCUUGAAUUUCCUUUUUAAGUCUUUAUUUAAUUCGAUCGUUUGCAUUGUUGGUUGGCGCACUCUCGUGUAUGUGGACGAUAUGAAGGUUAUUCUUAGAAUUAAAUACUUGUAACCCAGGGUCACAUUUGCACUCCCCUCAGCUUAGAAAUAGACUUUUCCUCUCUGAACAAAAUGUGUCAGCAAAUUUGACAAGAUGAACCAUACAUAACCGGAAGAGUCUUACACGAUGAUUUUCUGCGCGUAUCUUUCGCGCACCUAAUUACGAAAGGUCCAUAGAACUUCAUUGUCGAAGUCGACCUCUCUUUGUUUUAACCCCUGUUCACUGAACAAUAGUCUUAUUGCUGCACUGAAUGCUUACCUAGUCACGUGACUGCAACAGUGUCUUUAGGGCCUUCAAAACAUUCUUCUGCAAUGAACUCAACUUCAUGACAAACAUUACUGAACUUUUAACCUGCAAUGUGGGUAAGACAUCAGUAUGACAAAUUAUAAAAGCCUCAGUCGUCCCUCAGAACUUCAAUUUCUAAACUUUUGAUGACUUUGAUGUUGACGCUGUUGGUGAGUUGCUCUUGACAGAUUGUGCAGGAACGGACGUUUCAGACGGAGGGGCGGUCAUUCAGCUAUAUUCCUCUUCUUUGCUCAGCAAGCUUUCAAAGACCCCCAAACCAUAUGGGAAGCGAAGGCGCCACUUCAAGAACUCUAGGUGCAAUCCUUUCACAAAAAGUAACAGAUGAAUGUUUAAAAACUGUCUUUAGAAUAUCGCGGUACGGACUUCAAUGACAACUUCGGAUUCUUUUUUUUUUACAGGUUGUUCUGGUGGUAACACCUACCCGUCCACCCUUUUACAUUCCUUUGCCAAAGAACAGUGUGUUCCUGGCAUCUUAAUAUUACUGAAAUUUUUUAAAGGUUGUAA